CGGUAGCUUUGUCGUAUCUUAGCAACGCGCUACACACUUGCAGAACCAAAAACACAGUAAGAAUUGCAACCUUUCACCUUUUCUUUUUAAAAAGCAGUAUUUUUCUAUAUCUGUCAUGUCGAAGCAACUAAAGAAAAAAGAUCUAUCUUCAAACCGAAUGAAUUCAGCAGCCGGACAGACUCCAGUUAUUAAAGAAACAUCAUCGUUGGUUGCUAGCACUGCUGGCGCAGUGGUUGAACCUGAAAAAGGAAAGUUUCCUAUCUGGCCAGAGUGGAAUGAAGCAGAUAUAAAUGCAGAGAAAUGGGAAGGAGCAAAGGUUUCAAAAGAUCGAGACAAAUCUGGUAAAAGCCCCAGUCUUAACUUUUUCGAAGAUCCUGAAGGGAAAAUUGAAUUGCCUCCAUCAGUGAAGAUUCAUUCAUGGAAGCGUCCUUCUGAAUUUCUAACAAUGUCUGACAAGGCUCUUGUGAUUGUGGAGAAUGAAUGCUGGUUUGACUUUAUUUCAGCAAAUGAACAUUUAGUUGGUAGUGAGUUGUUAAGACUGAUAAUCAGUGAAAUCAACAUUGUUUGGAAAAUCUGCAAUGGGAACUUGCCAAGUGAAAAAACAGGUGUAACAGACCCAUCAUCGCUAUCAUGGAAACCUUGGGAGCACAUCUAUGCACUCUGUAAGGCUGGAAAGGGACAAGUACCGCUGUACAACAUAUUUGGGAAAUAUGUGGUGAAGCUCUUCUGGAUGGGGUGUUGGCGAAAGAUCACUGUGGAUGAUACUGUACCUUUUGAUGAGGAGAAUAACAUGUUACUGCCAGCUACAACCUGUCGAACAGAACUGUGGCCACUGUUGCUGUCCAAGGCAAUCAUUAAACUAGCAAAUGUUGAUGUGAACACAUGUGGAAAAAGGGAACUUGGGGAGUUUACAGUCUUGCACACCCUCACUGGUUGGCUUCCAGAGGUCAUUCCACUUCAGGUUGGGUACCUGGAUAAGGUUUGGAAUCUUUUAAAAGAUAUAGUCCCAAAAUUCCAAUUUCAAGAUCAAGAAAGUUCUGAAACCAAAAGCCCCUCUACUGAUUCAAAAUUGAAGGACUCCAGAGCAAAUGAGGUCAAGAGUGAAACGCCACCUGCCAACAAAACGUCUGAAAAAUACAGCAAAGAUGCUGGGAAGAAAAAAGGUAAAGAUGUGGAGAAAAAGUUUCAUUCUGCUCGGCCUUCAUCGGAAGCUCAAAAUGCUCUGCAUCAUUCUGUCUGUGAGAGUGCGGUUCCACAGAUUCCACAAAUGGUUGUUUGUGCCAGCUAUUUGCCUUUACAUUUGUCAGAAAAGAAGAUUUCUAUCCUUGGCCAAAUGGCUGAUUCAUCAGAGAAACUACGGCAUUAUGGGCUGUCCCAUGCAUACAGCCAUCCAGUGUUAGUGACCAGAACAAGGUCAUGCCCCCUUGUUGCGCCUCCAAAACCACCACCUAUUCCUAGAUGGAAACUUAUAAGACCAAAAAGACGUACAAACCCAACAGAUGAGCCAAAAGAACCAGUGAUUGUGAAACCUGACCAGUUUGUUGAGAUUGCAAGCCCUUUCCUUAAUUACAGACUAAAUCCUAUCCAUAUAACUUCAGAGCAUGAGCUACACUCGUCGUCUAUUAGAAAGGAACUAGGUAGCCCUAGCCUUACAUCCUUUACAGAGACUGACCAUGAGAGCGACAAUAAUAUUGACAUUGCAAAGGAGAGUCUCAAGCCAGAGGAGGAGUUAGAUACUACAGAGGUGUCUGCAGCUGACAGAAACAAAGAGAACGCUGUGAGUGGAGAACAUGUAGCCUAUGAAGCUGUUCACAUGUCAGAGGAAGUUGCAGUAUCCAGCUAUGUGAUAGAUAAAUCACAGGAAGAUGUUCAUUCUGAGAAGCCCAUCUCCAGGGAAACAUGGAUUGACUUUGAUGACUUCUGCAAAUGCUUCCAAACUUUGUUGGUUUAUCAUAAACCAAACACAUACUCAAAUUCAUUCCAGAAGUCAGACUUUAAGUUACAAGAUGAAAAGUGUUCUUCUCACUACUUAUUUGUGGACAACCUGAAGCCAACAGAAAUCCUAAUAAGCUUUUCUGCACUGGUACACUGGGGAGACGUUGGUUUUCAGACCAAAGGAAAACAUGAAAAAGAGGGUCAGAAGGACAGCUGCUUGCCACGGCCUGGUUUGCUUGUUGUUGAACCUUUCUCCUGGAAAUGUCUGUCUCCUCGUCCACCUGUGCUACAAAUCCAUACUUUUGCCACCAAAGCAACAAUGUUGAUUCUGCCACCGGGGCGUCACGUAUCACGCUUCACUGCAACUUCCCCCCUAGGGUACCACAUCCACCUGUGCAGUACUGUGCCAUUUGUCUUUGGUGAGGAGGAAACUGUCAUGCCAAACCUUGACAAGGAGAGCAACUGUUUUACAGAACAAGCUCUGGUUAUCGUGAAAGCUAUUGGAAACGUGAUAAAUAACUUCAGUGACGAGAAUGAACUUCCCCAGGCCCAGAAAGAGAUGGAACUAGCUCACUGCCCCCCACAGCUGCACAGCACAGGCAUGAUUAAAGGACACUUCAAGGCCUUCAAUAAAGCCCUGUACUACACAAUUACCAAAGCUUUGGGAAGCACUAUAACGUCUGAAGACAUCUUUGCGAUCAGGGCACUUAUUUAUGAUGUUACCAUUGACAGGGACAGCAAGGAACACCUCUCUUCAGUACCAGGUCCCAGAACAGAAGAACCUGAGUCAUGGAUAAACAGAGAACCCACUUUGGAAGAAACACAGGCAGUAACCAAACUCCAGGCUGGAUGGAAAGGAUGUUAUGUUCGCAAAAUCAAACAGGCCAGUAAACCAGGUACAAAAGAAAAUGUGUUUGCCAAAAAAAUCUUGCAGAGAAUCUGGGCUGCACUGGAGCCAAAUACUGAACAGCAUGCUGUUGUUUUAUUAAGACACAUUUUCAGAAGCAAUGAGAAGUCAGUCCAACUGUAUCCAUGCUUUCAUGAUGAAUGGACCAAAAUGUGUUAUGAUGACUAUUGUGUAACAUAUCCUGAUCAACCAAUGAAUAGCUGGUUCAUAGUUUUCAGGGAGGUGUUUCAUGUCCCUGAAGACAUGCUGGUGAUUCCCAAGGUUUCCUGUUCCAUACCAGUCUGCAUUCUUCAUGUGGUUAACAAUGACACAGGAGAGGAAGUUCCCAGAGUCUUUCAAAAAGUUGAACCCAGAGUUUAUACAAAGAACAUUAAUGGAUAUACCUUCAUGGCUGAAGCACAUUCUGGCGAUUUACUGCUACCAGCAGGAAAGUGGAAAUUGCGCCUGAUUGGUUCUUACAAUCCCUUGCCAGUUCUCGGCCGUGAGACUGUAAACAACAAUUUUUCCAUUAAGGAAGUAAAGGAUUAUUUUCUGCCUAAUGAUAAAAACCUUAUUUGUAGGUACCAAGUAAAGGUUAUUUCGGAUCAUCUUGCCACUGUCCAAGUACAGACUUCCAAACCAGACGUGUAUAUCAAACUGCAAAUUCUAGAUAAUGAGGAUGAAGUGGCUUGCAGUACUGGGAAAGGUCAUGCUGUUGUUCCUGCUUUCACUUUUUUACCAAAUGAAAAGCCAUCAUGUGUCUCAAUUAAAAACCUGACUUAUAUAAUGACAGCCGCAUCACGUAAAGGUACAGCUAUACAAAGCCUGACAGUGGGAAGUAAAAAGGAAAGAAGCAGCUCUGCUUGCAGUCAAAGUGCCAGAUCUGUUGAAGAAUCCCAGUCUCAGCGGGAUGACGAGACCAGCAGCUCCACACCACAACCUCUGCAAAUGAUGCACAAGUACGUAAUUCAAGCUACAGUGCUGCACAAGAGCUGGACCCUGAAUGAAAGUGAGCUAGCCUAUGUGCAGGUGCUGAAAGAAGCUGAGAAAAAUGAUAUUAAAGUUCAUGGAGAGAAGCGUGAGGAAGCUACAACCCCAGUAAGCAUGGAGUCACCACACACUGAUUCACAGAAACCAGCAGCGACACCCCCUAAAUCAUCAAGCAAAAAGGGAAGGGAAAAACCUGUUGAGAAAUCUGAGAAGGAUAAGCCCAGCAAAGACAGAGAGAAGAUAGUGCCAUUAUCCACGUCCCUGGAUGCCAGUAAGCCCAAUUGGACUCUUCGUGUUGUUAGUGACCAGAAUGACGCAGAUGCAAUUGAAGUAAAAAAAGACACUGAGCGAGUGGAUGAAAUCAGGGCCUUGAAACAAGCAUGGGAAACAGCAGAACCAGGAAGAGCAAUCAAGGCAAUGCAGUCUCGCCUACAAUAUAUAAACAAAUAUUUGAAAAAGAUUUAUCCAGAGCCAUCUGCUGAGGGAGGCAAAGACAUUACUGCUGCAGCCCCAGAUGGAGAGUGUCCUGCAACACCACCUACUCUUGCUGCUCAUGAUCAGGUUCGAAGGGCUUCAAUUGAAGCAUUUGUGCAGCCACCCAUGGACUUUACUCCUUUUAUCAGAAAAGCCCUGCCAGAAGCUGUGCUGAAGGAUGAGUUUAUAACUGAGCAACAGCAAAAAGAGAAAUCUGAGGAAAUCCACCAGUUUCGCCAGUUUAGAGAGUUGGUAAUGGAGCGCAGAGAGCAGGAGAUGCAAUCAAGAAACAUCUUGAAGAAAAGACAGUUAGAGAUGUAUGAGCAACUGCAAAUAAUACUAGAUGAAAAGAGACAGAGGAUCUUGACGUGCAGAGAAGCAUACCGGAGUAACCUGCUGGAGGCUGAGCACAAGAUGAAGGAAGAAGCGGCUGCACUGGAAGCUGCACGUCAAGCUGCGCUGGCAAAGCAUAGCCCCCCUCCCAAGCAGAAAGGGAAAAGUGCUGGGAAAAAGAAGUAAAUGGAAUUGUAUUAUUGUUAUUGUUAGGAGGAGGAGGAGUAGUAGUCAUAGUAGUAGUAAAAUUAAAAGUUUGGUGCAAAUGGGGUUUUAAAAGAAAAGAAAAUUCAAAGAAGGAAAAAUCUCUCCUGCACUUGUAUAUAAGCACAAGUGCAGGGAGAAAAAAGAAAAAAAAACGAAAAAGGUGUUUUAUUUAAAAAUAAAACAACUAAACCAAAAAGUUUAACAAAAAAAGUUGCACUACUACUUUAGAAAACAGAAAAUAUAUAAAGAUUUUGAAAAUAAAAAGUUUAAAUAACUGUUUUAAUUGUUUUUAAUUGGAAAACUGAUGAGCUCUGAAAAGUGUGGCCUCUCAGUAGUAGUCGUAGUAUUAAUUUAUUUUACUUCAAAGUUCUAUAUUAUAGUACAGCACUAACCAUUACAUGAAUUUAUCCUACCACAUUUUGUAUUCAUGGUUUAAUAUUGUGUAUUAAAAAACUAUGUAUGUUCAACAAAAAUAAAAUGUAUUAAACUGUACUUUGAAAAUGUGCUACUCCGUCUGAUGUAGAAAUGUCAUCAUUAUACAGUGUCCCUAGCUAAUUUCAUCAUAAUUAAACAGAGUAUCAUCCAAUAAAUUGAGUUUUCUAUUACAUAGUUUUAACACUGUAGUCUGGAUUGAAUGAAACUGAUGGCAGCACCAUAGCCAUUAAAUCGUAUAGCUGUGGAGGCGCCGUGCAGUUACAUUUAUGUAGGCUGGUAAGUACCAAUGAGAAACUUU
Acipenser ruthenus (sterlet) is the source of this 5558-nucleotide messenger RNA. It is a transcript of the gene adgb, whose product is annotated as androglobin. Gene Ontology annotation, molecular function: calcium-dependent cysteine-type endopeptidase activity; oxygen binding; heme binding. The transcript is spliced from 35 exons. The record is from RefSeq and is a predicted model, not a curated record. Gene Ontology annotation, biological process: proteolysis. NCBI's taxonomy places the organism in Eukaryota, Metazoa, Chordata, Actinopteri, Acipenseriformes, Acipenseridae. Bases 116 to 4804 code for a protein of 1562 amino acids.